This is a messenger RNA of Penicillium bovifimosum, 558 nucleotides long. RefSeq lists its product as uncharacterized. The transcript is spliced from 2 exons. The coding region runs from base 1 to 558 and encodes 185 amino acids. The record is from RefSeq and is a predicted model, not a curated record. Lineage: Eukaryota; Fungi; Ascomycota; Eurotiomycetes; Eurotiales; Aspergillaceae. Gene Ontology annotation, molecular function: FMN binding.
AUGCGCCUGGAGAGCCACUCCUCGGUCGCGACAGUUGCACACGACGCCCAACUGCGCCCUGUACCUCGUCUAAGGACUUGUGGCUGCCGUGGAUUCUUCCCAGAACUUGAUCUCCACCCCAAGGGUCAGGAAGCUAUGGACCAUCAGGUGAAGGGUGGUGGUAAUUCACCAGUUUUCCAGAGUGAUAUGCUGUGCUUCACCACCGACGCUCGAAUGGAGAAGCUUUCACAGCUAGAAUCGUCAGGUCAUGCGAUUGAAGCUGUAUUCUGGCUGAAGGACCUUAUGACUCAGUGGCGCAUUAAGGGCACAGCAUAUGCAAUCGGAGACCCCAAGCGAGAAAAUGAACGGCAAGAAGAAGCAUCGUCACGGCACCCAGCGAACCUGGUCGCAGAUCUUAGUGAUCCAGUUGCUAGAGCGAACUUCCGUGUGGUUGUUAUAAAGCCGGAAAAGGUUGAACGUCUAGACCUAACCUAUCAGGAAGAUGGCAAGAGAUGGAGUUGGAAGUUGACGGGAGGUAGCUGUGAUGAGGAUGCUGAAUGGAACCAGACGGAAGUGUAG